AUGACUCUUGUUCUUGUUGUUCUUGCUACAUUUCUAUUAACUGUUCAAAUUCAUACAUAUCCUAAUGGUGCACCAACAAAAGUAUGCAUCGGUCCUAUGAUACCACAUCAUCAUCAUAUUGCACCACAACCACCGGAAACAAGUCCAAUAACAAAAUUUAAUACGGCAUGGAAUCCUGAUAAUGAAACAGUAUCUAUUCGAAUCGAAUCAAAUCAACCAAUUAAAGGUGUAUUUAUACAAGGUCGAAUAGUAAAUGGUAAUGAGCCACUGGGCACAUUUGUUAAUAUUCCAUCAGAAACACAUCUUGUUCAAUGUCCAACUGGUGAUGGUAUAACACAUAGUUCUCCUCAAAGAUGGACACAACUUCAAUUGACAUGGAAAAAACCAAUAUCAUUAACGAGUCAAGAACAAAUUCAAUUUUGGGCAACUAUUGUUGUUGAUUUUAAAAAUUUUUGGGUCGUAAAAAGUCUGCCUACGGAAUUAAAAAAUGGAAAAAAUGUUAUAACUUUCAUGGAUAUGGUCAAUAAUAUGAAAAAAACGGCAUAUCAAAUGAUGAAAUGGGCAAAAAAUAAUGUUUUUCAAUAUGAUUGA
This is a messenger RNA of Rotaria sp. Silwood1, 591 nucleotides long. The record is from the annotation of a GenBank genome assembly. Lineage: Eukaryota; Metazoa; Rotifera; Eurotatoria; Philodinida; Philodinidae.